Molecule: messenger RNA, 4802 nt
Organism: Drosophila montana
Lineage: Eukaryota; Metazoa; Arthropoda; Insecta; Diptera; Drosophilidae
Gene: Ace
Product: Acetylcholine esterase
Exons: 10
Coding region: 1060-2970 (636 amino acids)
Biological process (GO): acetylcholine catabolic process in synaptic cleft; choline metabolic process
Cellular component (GO): plasma membrane
Molecular function (GO): acetylcholinesterase activity
Source: RefSeq, a predicted model, not a curated record
CGUCGUGUAAUGAACAGAAGCUCUGCGAGCAACUGCAUUCCAGCGGCGAAUCGACGGCAGAUUUGAGUGCGCAAAAAGAUAAAAUAAUAAUAAUAAGAAUAUUAAUAAUUAUAAAAACAAUGCACAAGUAAAUUUCAGCAUACGUGUAUUUCCACACACACGCAUACACAUGUAAAGACUAAGAUUGUGUAUUUGUGUGAAUUUCCCAGUUUUGGUGGCAUCAAAUUAUAACCAAAAUAACAGUGACAUAGUAAAAGAAUUAUCAAAUUUUCGCAGCAAUAAAAACGCAUCAAUUUUAAAUCUUUAAAUAAAGAAUUACAAAAAAAACUUAAGCAGUGACAUGUAGAACGGCAGAGAGAACGAGAGAGAAAACCUUCAGUUCUGAACGCACAAAAGCUCAAGUUCAAACAAUAGAGCCGCUGCCACGGGGAGGCGCCACAAAAGUGCAACAGCUGCACAAAAACUGGAAACGAAACGAACUGAAACAAAAGCCCAAAAGUCAAAGUAAACCCAGACAGACAGCGAGGUACAGAGGGCGAGCCAGUGCAAAACAGGGAGAGAGCUGCAGAGAGAGAGAGAGAGAGAAAGAGUGGCGGAGCGUGAGAGAGACAGAGAGGGGCAGUGUUGGAAGAAUGUGUAGUGCAGAGUCCACACGGCAGCUUCAAGUGGCAACAACAACAACGGCAGCAGCAACAAACACAACCGGAUAAUAAGCAUAAGAGGCAACAACAGCAGCAGCAACACCAACAAAAGCUGCAACGAGUGCGUCAAGUAUUUGCGGUAGGUUGCAGCGGGGGAAGCGCUGGCGGAGCGCAGGCCUGUGCCAGCAAACAGCACCAUAAAAUCCAAAGCCCAAAACUUAAUCCUCAAACCUAAUCCGAAAACCAAACGGAAACAGCAGCAACAGCAACUGCAGCCAGACCGACGUCAAGCGGUGGCAAGUGGCAAGUGGCAACGAGGUGACGUCACAGGCCGCUAACUAGGACACUCGCGAAUCUCGUUAGCCGCGCUCGCAUCCUUUGCAUCCUUCCCAUCCGCUUCCGCAUCGACAUCCGCGACAUGGUCUCUCGGCUGCGUCUCCACUCGCUGGCCGCCGCGCUCUUCGUGCUGUCGCUGCAACUGUCCAGUGUCUGCGGCAUCAUCGAUCGUUUGGUGGUGCAGACCAGCUCCGGACCGGUGCGUGGCCGUUCGGUGACGGUGCAGGGACGUGAGGUGCAUGUCUAUACGGGCAUACCCUAUGCCAAGCCGCCAAUCGAUGAUUUACGCUUUCGCAAACCGGUGCCGGCCGAGCCCUGGCACGGCGUUUUGGAUGCCACACGCCUCUCGGCCACCUGCGUGCAGGAGCGCUAUGAAUACUUUCCGGGCUUCUCCGGUGAGGAAAUCUGGAAUCCCAAUACCAAUGUAUCCGAGGACUGUCUGUAUAUAAAUGUUUGGGCGCCGGCGAAGGCGCGUCUGCGUCAUGGACGCGGUGCCAAUGGAGCCGAGCACUCUGGCAACAAGCAGGCCGACACUGAGCAUCUCAUACACAAUGGCAAUCCGCAGAACACGACCAACGGGCUGCCCAUCCUCAUAUGGAUCUAUGGUGGGGGCUUCAUGACCGGCUCGGCCACCCUGGAUAUUUACAAUGCGGACAUUAUGUCUGCCGUGGGCAAUGUGAUCGUUGCCUCGUUUCAAUAUCGAGUGGGCGCAUUUGGUUUUCUGCAUUUGGCGCCAGAGAUGCCGGCAGAGUUUGCGGAGGAGGCGCCCGGCAAUGUGGGCCUGUGGGAUCAGGCCUUGGCCAUACGCUGGAUAAAGGAUAAUGCGCAUGCCUUUGGCGGGAAUCCCGAGUGGAUGACAUUGUUUGGCGAGUCCGCAGGCUCGAGUUCGGUGAAUGCACAGCUCAUGUCGCCGGUCACCAAAGGCGUGGUCAAGCGCGGCAUGAUGCAGUCGGGCACCAUGAAUGCGCCCUGGAGUCACAUGACAUCCGCCAAAGCGCUGGAGAUUGGUAAAUCUCUGAUCAAUGACUGCAACUGCAAUGCCUCCAUGCUGAAGACCAAUCCGGCUCAUGUGAUGACCUGCAUGCGCGCUGUGGACGCCAAGACCAUAUCGGUGCAGCAGUGGAACUCCUACUCGGGCAUACUCAGCUUCCCAUCGGCGCCAACCAUUGAUGGCGCCUUCUUGCCCGCAGAUCCCAUGACACUGAUGAAGACGGCGGAUCUAAAGGAUUAUGAUAUACUCAUGGGCAAUGUCAGAGAUGAGGGCACCUAUUUCUUGCUGUACGAUUUCAUCGAUUACUUUGAUAAGGAUGAUGCCACCGCGCUGCCACGUGACAAGUAUCUGGAGAUUAUGAAUAACAUAUUUGGCAAGGCAACUCAGGCGGAACGCGAGGCCAUCAUAUUUCAGUACACCAGCUGGGAGGGCAAUCCGGGCUACCAAAAUCAGCAGCAAAUUGGACGCGCUGUGGGGGAUCACUACUUCACCUGCCCCACCAAUGAGUAUGCACAGGCGCUGGCCGAGCGAGGCGCCUCCGUGCAUUACUAUUACUUUACACACCGCACCAGCACAUCGCUGUGGGGCGAGUGGAUGGGCGUGCUGCACGGCGAUGAGAUUGAGUAUUUCUUUGGGCAGCCGCUGAACACAUCUCUGCAAUAUCGACCUGUGGAGCGGGAGCUGGGCAAGCGUAUGCUCAAUUCGGUUAUUGAGUUUGCCAAGACGGGCAAUCCGGCACAAGAUGGCGAGGAAUGGCCCAACUUUUCCAAGGAGGAUCCUGUGUAUUAUAUUUUCAGCACAGACGACAAAAUUGAGAAACUGGCACGUGGCCCACUCGCCGCGCGCUGCUCCUUCUGGAACGAUUAUUUGCCUAAAGUCAGGAGUUGGGCAGGCUCGGACUGUGAUUCGGGCAGUGCUUCCAUAUCGCCCCGAAUGCAGCUGCUGGGACUCGGACUGGUGCUCUACAUUUGUGCCGUGCUGCGGACUAUAGGAGUUUUCUAAAAGAAUUUUUGGCAGUGUAAUCACAGCACAUCGAUAAGUCCACAGCAUCCACACACACAGACACACGCACACCCAGAACUCCCAAACAACCAAACACCCUUUAAGCAAAGCAAACACAAAACUUAUAUUAUAAUAUUUAGAAAGUGAAAUUGUCAUACAAGUAUGUAAAGAGAUAGGAAAGUGAAAAGGAAAUAGAAAGAGAGAGAGAGAGAGAGAGAGAGAGAAGAAGAAAAUUGGAGUUUUAAAAUUUGAGCCAUGAUUUUGUAUACUUGGCCACCCACACAGCUGAACAUUUGUAAAUGAAUUUAGUGUUGCAUGCAACUGCAACGUGCGGCAGCAAGUGAAAUUUGUUGUAGUUGUUAGUUUAAACCACUUGCCAGGAGCAAGCAGGACGAAACUUUUGCACGCGGCUUGCCCCACACAUAUCAAAACCAAGAGAGAGAGAGAGCGAGUGGGAGCGAGCGAUUGGCAGAGACUUUUGCCGAUCUCUCUCGCUUCCAUUCCGAAUCUCCAGCCGAUAACCAGAGAGUCCACAUAGAUAACCACACGCAAACACACACACCCGAAGACACUUUUGUAGCACGCCGCAAAUUGCUUUGUACGAAAAUGAAAAUUGGCAAAAGCCCAAUAAAAUAACUGAUUCUAACGAGAAUUCAAUCAAGCGAAAACAAAGAUUUUGAUAAAUUGAAUGUUUGUCAUAUGCCAGCCAGCAGGGCAUAAAACAACACAAAUUGCAAAUACAAAAAAACAAAAAAAAAAAAACCCACUCGCUCAGAGAACGCGUAUUUUGCCAGCUGGCAUGGGUCCAAGUCUGUGCCCAGGCCGUAAUCCCAAAACUUUUUGGAAUGUCGAGUAUGCUAUAGAGUUUUUUCGAUUUUAUGAUAGCUCCCACCCCUCACAAUGAAACUGGUUUCAGAUUUGUGUUGGGAAUGGUUCAAUAUUUGGCAUAUACAGUAUUUUUUCUCUCUCGGUAUUUUAUUGUUUUCACUUUGGGCACACCAAAAAUGUUCUUAUGACAACAAAAAUUUGAAAAAAAAAACAGCAACAAAAAUGAAAAACAUAAGUAAAUUUGUAUUAUUAAAACGAUGUGAGAGUUUUAACGAGAAUUGCAAAUUUUUUGUAAUAAGCAGCCCAAAUCGGUCAAAAAAAUGAAUAUAAAUUGAAAUAAAGUUUGUAGGAAACCUAUUGAAACAUUAAAUGGCAAAACAUAUCAGUAUAUAUUAUAUAAACAAAUAUAUAUACAAUAAAUGUAAUACAUCUAUAUAUAUAUAGUAUACAUAUAUGUAUGUACAUGUAUUAUUGCAUUUGUACUAAACGUUUUACAAAUUGGCUUAGUGAGAACAACAACAAAAAAUCAAGUAAAUGGAUAUAAUUAAAAGUUUUAUACACUUAGCUAAAUUCGAACCAGAAAUAAAACUUAAUUUAAAUAAAAAUUAAAUACAAAUGUGCUGUAUGUUGAAGUUUGGUAUGCCUAUAUCUAUAAAUAAAAAUAUUUCAAAUAAAUAUAAACGAAAGAAAUUAAUUAUAAUAAUCAAAGUAAUUGUCAAAGCAGCGUAAGCAAAUAUAAUACAUAUGCAUACUUACAUAGCUCAGUGUACGUACGUAUGGGAUCUUAUUGAGUGCAAUUAGAAUGAAUCAUAAGUCUUAAGGGCAUAUCAGUACUCGUAUUAACAACUAUUGAGAGCGGACAUUUUUCGAAAUUAACUAACCUAAGCCACACUGAUAUAAACUAAGUUAUUUUUAUUAUUAAAAAAAAAAACUAUUAUGAAAUAUACAGACACAAAACAUACACAGCAUGCAGCUAAAAUAAAAAGUAUUGGACUUAUAAAGAA